CCGUGUCGCCGACGCUUAAGACCAUCUACGCCGUCGGCUCCGACAAGAUGAUCAAGGAGGUGUCCGACUCGCAGGUGAUCCGCGAAGUCAGCUGCCAGGACGUGGUGCCCACGUGGAUCUCGCUCUCUCGCUCGGGUCGUAUGAUGUUCCUUGGUCUGCAGAGUGGUGUCCUGCGCUCCGUCAAGUUCCCUCUCUCCAUUCCGGGAGAGUGGGAGGAGCACCACGCUCACAACGAUGCCAUCACAAAGAUGGUGGUGCUGGCGGACGACACUCAGAUGUUUACCUGCUCGUCGGACGGCACCCUGGCUCUGUGGUCCAUCGCCGACCCCGAGGGAAGGCUCUCGAAACGAGAGCGCACCGUGCCUUACUCGGAGGAGAUCCUCGUCUCCAAGGCCGAGCUGGACGAGAAGAUCCAGCUGAUAAACGAGCUGAACACGCGGGUGUCUGAGCUGCGACUGGAGAACGAGUAUCAGCUGCGGCUCAAAGACAUGACGUACGGCGACAAGAUCCGACAGCUGACCGAGCGAGCCGAACAGGACAUCCAGACGCUCAACGGAAACAUCGAGGCUCUGAAGGAUGAAAAGAGCGAGGAUCACGCGGCGCACAACCGCGAGCUGGAGACGCUGCACGCACAGCACGAGGAGGAGGUGCAGUUGCUGGAGUCCAACAACAACGCCAAGCUGAUCGUCGAGUAUGAAAAGUACCAGGCGCUCGAGAACAAGAUGGCACUCAUGAAGGAGGACUACGAAAAGCAGCUGGUGGAGCAGGCCGAGGCGGACCGCGCCGAGCUGGCCGCCCAGGCCGAGGAGUACGAGGACCGGCUGACAGAGAAGGUGGCCCUCCUGGACGAGGCUCGUGAGGAGGCGCUCCAGCAGAAGAAGACCUACGAGGAGAUGCAGGUGCAGAUUGAGGAGGACGCCGACCGAGAGAUUGUCGACAUCAAGACCAAGUACGAGUACAAGCUGAAGGCCGAGCGUAACUCCAACGUCCGACUGCGCGGGGAGACGGGAGUGAUGAAGAAACGCUUCGUCAGUUUGUCUAAAGAACUAGAGGAGCAGCGUCAGGAGAUUCAGCGUCUGCAAGGAGAGCACAGCAAGCUACAGUCCAUUAUCAAAAACCUCGAGCGGGACAUCAUCGGGCUGAAAAAGGAAGUCACGGAGCGAGACGAAACAAUAAAUGAAAAGGAAAAACGGAUUUACGAUUUGAAGAAAAAGAAUCAGGAGCUGGAGAAGUUCAAGUUUGUGCUCGACUACAAAAUAAAGGAACUGAAGAAGCAGAUAGAGCCCAGAGAGGCUGAAAUAAAGGACAUGAAGGAAACUAUAAAUGCGAUGGAGAACGAGCUGGAGAACUACCACAAGACGAACACGGAGCAGGAGCUGCAGCUGCAGGAGCUGCGGCAGAAGCUGCGCGCCAUCGAGGCCGAGCUGCACCGCGCCGUGCAGCGCAACUACGACUUCACCAUCGUCAUGAACCGCUACCGCAGCGACCUCUUCAGCUGCAUGGACCACCUGCAGGACCCCAAGAAACUCAAGGAGGGCAUCAAGAGCUUAUACAGCAAGCACGUCACCUCAGAGAUCCGACCGGAGAAACUUCUGGUGGACGACUCCAGUCUGAAGGAGUUCAGCCGGCAGAGGGACUACCUGGAGCGGACCGUAGCCGGCCUCAAACACAAGCUUACCAAAGACACGCACCUGCAGAGAGCCGACAACAUCCGCGUAGUGCAGGAGAACGUUGCGCUGAUCUCUGAGAUCAACAACUUGCGUGCCGAGCUGCACUCACUCCGCGGCAGCAUGGACGAUCUGGAGUCGUCUCUGGGCCUGCGCCGCUCCUCCGUCACCCCUGCAGAGGCGCAGAGCAAGCUCGACAGGGCCAUCAUCAAGCUGGACCAGCUGCAGAAGGAGCAGAAGCAGCAGCUGGAUGCGCGAGACCAGAUCAUCGACUCUCAGCGCCAGGAGCUGCAGCUGCAGUCGUCGCAGCUGGUGCAGCUGCAGCACCAGCUGGCCAACUGCUUGGCCCAACCCGACUCCUUCGUACAAACCCUAGGACACGGAGAGGGGGGCGUGGAUGCCGAGACCACCUGAACAGCCGCCGAACGUGUCAGUUUAGUGCAAUACUCGUGAAAUAAGAUAUCGUUGGACCUGAAUCACAUUUCGUUCUGCCGAUGUGCUGGACAACGGAGCCAGUUCUUUGAUUUUGAAAUUUGUUUGUGUGAAUUUUGAUUAUGAAAUCAUGAAAUAUCAAAUGCAAGCUGUCCUGUGUUUGACAGGCAAGACCAAAUGCUCUUUCUGAUGCGUGUGUCAUGUUGCUUUAUUUAUUUUUCAGCAUGUUUUUAGGUAGAUUAGUCAAUUCAAAUGCGUUUUCACUUUGCCCUCCCUUUCACUUUGCAAGUCCCGAAGCUCUUUCACCCACCGAGUAUUUGAAGUCAUUACGCAUUAGGCGCGAGGCCUUUGUGAAGUUUCCUUCCCCUCACGGCGCGUUUACACCUCAUGUAUCUUUAACGUUAAGAAUCUCACCUGAAAAGAUGGAGUGACCACGGUUAGACGACCUGUGUUCUACCCUACUUAUGUGUUAUAGUGAUAAGUUGCGUGUGGACUUUGUGACUUGAGUGAACAUCGCAUUGGACGAGUACGAAUGUAAAAGAACAUCGACAGUAAAAUUCAGUCAUGUA
This is a messenger RNA of Amphibalanus amphitrite, 2668 nucleotides long. Its product is annotated as cilia- and flagella-associated protein 57-like. The transcript is spliced from 12 exons. The record is from RefSeq and is a predicted model, not a curated record. Lineage: Eukaryota; Metazoa; Arthropoda; Thecostraca; Balanomorpha; Balanidae. Gene Ontology annotation, molecular function: protein binding. The coding region runs from base 48 to 2081 and encodes 677 amino acids.